Messenger RNA from Vanrija pseudolonga, 1806 nucleotides. RefSeq names its product Zinc-type alcohol dehydrogenase-like protein (gene SPBC16A3.02c). Gene Ontology annotation, cellular component: mitochondrion. The record is from RefSeq and is a predicted model, not a curated record. Gene Ontology annotation, molecular function: oxidoreductase activity; zinc ion binding. Bases 452 to 1621 code for a protein of 389 amino acids. Lineage: Eukaryota; Fungi; Basidiomycota; Tremellomycetes; Trichosporonales; Trichosporonaceae. The transcript has 2 exons.
GGGAAUGCAAAUGCGCCGUCGCAUCGCGCAUCGCAAUGCACCUCGGCACGCCGACGACGACGACGACGUGGAGAACUAGAAACUAGACUGAUUAGGCGCGGACUAUAAGUGCUGCGGCACGCCGUGACGACAUAUCGCCCCGAGCCACGCAUCCAUCAGAGGACUAGACAACGACGAGGCGACGACGCGAUAACAUCGACCAGCGGCGAGAAUCCCAGUAUUCGACAUCACAGUGCCUUCUUGCUGCUGCCCGCUUAUCGUCCUCCCACUCCCACCCCAACACCCGACACACACCGCCUCGUGGACCAACCGAGCAAGCCGACGGCGAGCGAGCGCGAGCGCGACAUUCCGCACAAGUCUUGGCUUCUUGAUCGCCACUGGACUGGCGCUUCCUUCCCAAUCAGUACAAGUACCCCCACCGGCGCCCUUUCCCACCUCCCCAAACACGAACAUGAGCUCGACCCCAUCAGCAUCAGUAACAGCAACAAUGACGACCUCGGCCCCUCCCCCAACGGCGCGCGCGUGGGAGUGGACCGCGCGCGGAAUGGCAUGGGACGUGCUCCGACUCAACCCUGCCAGACCGGUGCCGACACUCCCCCCGCCGACGCCGCUGCCGUCUGACAUCGACCCGGCGGAAGAGUGGCUGCUCAUCAAGGUAGCCUUUGCGUCCCUCAACGCAGGCGCCAUCUUCCAGAUGAACCUCGUGCCGAGCGUCGCGCGCGCCGCGAACGGCGUGCCAGAGAUGGACUUGUCCGGCACCGUCGUGGACACCUGGCGCGGCGACGCGACCACGACGCCGCGCUUCGCCAAGGGCGACGGCGUGUACGCCAUGCUGCCGGCGGGGUACACCCUCCCUACCGGCAGCGGCGCGCUGGCAGAGUUCGUCCGCGUGCCGGCGCGCUUCGCCGUCCUCAAGCCCCCGCACGUGUCUUUCUCUGACGCGGCGGCCGUCGGCAUCGCGACACUCACCGCGCACGAGAUGAUCCGCUCCACGACCCUCAACCCCGGCGACCGCGUGCUUGUCAACGCUGCUUCCGGCGGGAUAGGCACCAUGGUCGUGCAGAUGGCGCGCGCCGCCGUCGGCAAGGAGGGGUUCGUCGUCGGCGUGUGCAGUGGCAAGAACGCGGCGAUGGUGCGCGACAUCGGCGCGGACGAGGUUGUAGACUACACACAGCACCCCAACGUCGGGGCGCACCUCGCGGCGACCUACGGCCCCUUUGACGCCGCGUUCGACACGCUCGGCCACCAGGCGCUGUACCUCGCCUCGCCGACCUUCCUGGCCCCGCAAGCCGACUACGUCAGCGUGGGCAUCAAGCCGCCGACAUUCUACGUGCCCGACUUUCUGUGCGCCGUGCUCCAGAUGAAGCUCAACGAGUGGUGGCCCACGUCGCGGUGGCUCGGCGGCGUCGGCCGCAAGUGGGUCGCUGUGGCGAUGAUGAGCCCGACCCUCCCGGACCGCGAGGCGGCAGUUUACGCCCUCGCCGCGGGCGAUAUCCGCGUGGUGCGCGACUCGGUCUGGGCGUUCGAGGACGCCGACAAGGCGUACAAGCACCUCGGCGGCCUGCACGCCCGCGGCAAGGUGCUUGUCAAGGUCGAUCCGACGUACAAGGAUGAUGAGUAGAGCGCGUUUCGGAAAGAAUCAAAUGUACUUAUGUAGCUGUGUACAGCGGCCAGGCCCGCAUCUUAUCAGUUGGCUAUGCCACCACCCCUGCCGACAUGGCCGUCGGCCCCAGCUUCUUGGCAGCCCGUGCCUCCCAACCUCGCGCCCACCUCGCGCCGUAGCUGCCCCUUGGGCUCCAUAGCCCC